Messenger RNA from Cyphomyrmex costatus, 1013 nucleotides. RefSeq lists its product as uncharacterized. The annotation marks the transcript as partial. The transcript has a single exon. The record is from RefSeq and is a predicted model, not a curated record. Lineage: Eukaryota; Metazoa; Arthropoda; Insecta; Hymenoptera; Formicidae.
AUGUACCGCCAAGUCAUGGUGCAUCCGUCGCAAACUAAUUAUCAGCGCAUUCUCUGGCGCGACAAGUACACUUCUAACGUCGUGGCAUACGAGCUUCUCACUUUGACGUAUGGUACAUCGCCAGCGUCGUUCUUGGCCACGCGAUGCUUGAAGUGGCUGGCCGAGCAUUGUGCAAUUGUUUGGCCCCGCGGUGCCGUGUGUGUCGGACGCGACUUUUACGUCGACGACAUGCUUACCGGGGCCGACACGAUCAACGAAGCAUUAGCAAUCCGGGACGAAACGAUCGAAGCAUUGCGUUCCGGCGCCUUCGAGCUCGGCAAAUGGGCAUCAAGUUGCUCCGAAUUGCUGGUCGGAGUAAAAGAUCAGUGCGAUAACCCGGUUGUUAUUCAUAAUGGCCCAGAAUCGUCUGUAUUGGGCAUUCAUUGGAUCCACUCACAGGACACCUUUCGGUUCUAUUACGAACCCGAUGACAUUUCCGUCAUAACGUCUAAGCGAAGAAUAUUAGCGGACACCUCCAGAAUUUUUGACCCUCUUGGUCUGCUGGGGCCGGUAAUUGUUUUGGCCAAGCUAAUUCUCCAGGAGCUUUGGCAGCUAGGCGUUCAUUGGGAUGAAUCAGUCCCGCAAGAGUUACACGAGCGUUGGACGGCGCUCAAGUCGCAAUUAGCUGGCAUCAAUCAGCUUAAUAUUCCCCGCUGUGUUAAAAUUUCAAGCGAUCCCAAAUCGGUGCAGAUACAUGGGUUUUGCGACGCGAGCCAGAAGGCUUAUGGAGCGUGCAUUUACCUGCGAUCAGAGAUUGCUGACCGUACUUACCAUACCGAGUUGUUGUGUUCGAAGUCGCGCGUGGCGCCUCUCAAGGCGCUUUCGCUACCACGGCUCGAGCUUUCAGCAGCACUAUUAUUGGCAAGGUUAUGGCAUAAAAUUCAAUCGGCGUUUGACACAGUCGGUAUGCAAAUCUAUCUUUGGUCGGAUUCUACCAUAGCAUUAAAUUGGAUCACUUCCCCAUCUCGAAGAUG